Molecule: messenger RNA, 1785 nt
Organism: Oikopleura dioica
Lineage: Eukaryota; Metazoa; Chordata; Appendicularia; Copelata; Oikopleuridae
Source: the annotation of a GenBank genome assembly
AUGCAGUAUCAACAAGCACAGAGAUAUCCUCAGCCACACUCAGCUCAAGGCUACGGCCCAGAGAUGAGCUUCAGAGAGAACUUUCGAUCUAUGCCAGCUAAAGCUCACAUCGAGAUCAUCCCUUGCAAAGUCUGCGGCGACCGCUCCUCCGGAAUCCACUACGGCAUCAUCACCUGCGAAGGCUGCAAAGGCUUCUUCCGCCGAUCGCAGCAGAACAACGCCCGAUACAACUGCCCUCGCACCGGAAAUUGCGUCGUCGACAGAACCAACCGCAACCGCUGCCAAGCCUGCCGACUGAAGAAGUGCCUCGCCCUUGGCAUGUCCCGAGACGCUGUCAAGUUCGGCCGAAUGAGCAAGAAGCAACGAGAUCAGCUGUACAUGGAAGUUGUCAAGCACCAAAACGCCGAGGCUCAGCAGACUCCAAUGCCAGACUACUCCAAUGUUCCACAGCUCCAGAUGCCUUACUCAGCUUCUCAAGGCUCUUACCCAGCUCACCAGGCACACGCUCACGCUCAAAUGGCUCAAGCUCACCAAAUGGCUCAACUUCAAGCUUACCAGCAAGCCCAGCAACUCGCCGCCGCCCAGGGCCGAUACUACCCAACUCCCACUCCUUCCUACCCGUCCCAGGCCGAGCUCGACGAACUCGUCAAGGACAUCACCGCCGCUUUCGCCUCCUCCACCGAAUUCGAUCGACGUGAGAUUUAUGCUCUUUGCCAGGGAUCUGUUUACACUGACAGCGAAAUUGAGCACUACCAGGAACUCGCAGAGGACGAGAUGUGGGGCCUUUGGGCAAAUACCCAAGUCGACACCCUCUUCCGCUGCUUGGAAUUCGCCCGCGGCAUCGGCGCCUUCAACUCGCUCGAGGAAGCCGACAAACUCAACCUCCUCCGAUCCGGCGCGCUGGAGAUGAUCCUCGUCCGGAUGAGCCGCGAGAUCAACCUCGGAAACAUGACUGCGAUUUGGAACAAGAAGUUCGCCCCUGCCGCCAUGUUCAACGCACUUGGCUGCGAAAAACUCAUCGCUUCAAUGUACGACGCUGCCGCAAAUCUCGCCCGCCUCGCACUUUCUGAUGACGAGUUGGCUCUCUUCUCCGCUGCGGUCCUCCUCUCAUCCAAUCGACGCGGACUCGUCGAAACCCACAAAAUCGCCGAAAAGCAAACCCUGAUCAUCGCAGCUCUUCGAUCGAAGCUCAUGCAGCGCGGACAGAAUCCCUUCCCCGUUGUUCAAAAGAUCUCCGAGAUUCUCCCCGAAAUGGCUCGAAUCAACCAACUUCAUGCCCAGCAACUCUCUUCCCUCAAACUCGAGCACCCAACUCUAGAACUUCCUUCAAUCUACACCGAGUUGUUUCUCCUCGAGCACGCCUCCGCCACCACCAUCGCCGAGCUCACCAAGGUCACUCCCUCCGCCACCCCAGAAGCCCCAGAAGACUUCACUCCUCACACCAUCUUCGCGGACUUGGGCGACCUCUCUGCUCAGCCCGGCAGCCACGUGACCUUCGAGAACCUCGCCCAUCUGGCAUCGGCAUAUGUCGGCGGACAGUUCGAGUUGGCCGAGAUAACUUCCACUGGGUCAGGCAAUAACGACUCGGACUACUCCAGCUGCAACUUGGCGAACUCGACUGGAAUCGCUUCUUCUGACUCUGAUUCCGGAACUCAAAGCCCCGAGCGAAAGUACUCCACCGAGGACGAGCUCAACAUCAAAACCGACUUCGACACCGACAGCACCAAGCUCUUCCACAGCUUAGAGACACUUUGCCAGUCGAUCAACCCGUACACUCAGCAAUAA